GAUUCCCAGAGCAAUUAUCGAUUUGGUUUUUUGUCCAUUUGUAAAGCCGAUAGUAUCCUGCGACGUUCCGCGGCCUACAAUAGUGUGUAGUGGAUGAAAACGCGUGUAUGUAUCCGAGUGCAACCUCGCACGUAGAAGGCGGUGUAAAAGUGCAUAAAUUUCUUCGACGAGGAGUGUGUUCCGCGUUUGGCAACCGCUCGUGAUCCCUCGCCUGGCGGAAACUGGCGGGCUAAAUUAGUUGAAGCGAAAAAUUAAGUUCACUCCAUUCUUGGAAGUGCACCAAGUGAAUUGUGAUUAUGCUGCCCAAAACGUAACUUCCCCUCGCUCACGUCGUGGAAGAAAGUGUGAAAGACAAUUAGCGCCCUGCCCUCGGUGUCGGUAGUGAGUAAAGAAAGAAAAAAAGGUAGUGAAUCCCGGCACUGUGAAACGCGAAAACUGAUCGCUUGGAAGAGAGUGAAACCCCUGGGCACUCUGGAUCGAGUCAAUCGAGUUAAAACAGCAAACAACACAUCGCAGCAACCCGUCGCGCGAGUUUCUAGGAUGGUGCGUUAAGGGUGGUCUAUCAGCGAAAUAAACAGGAAAGCGCCUCGAUACACAACCGCGGAAAACAGCGACCGUACAGCGCGUGUUUGGGCCAACCCGUACACGCGCAAGCCCAUCGGUGGCGAAUCUACAGGUGAAAGUUCAAGGUUUGCCGCAUUCGACACCGCCCGGAGAUUUGUUCACUACGGGAGCGGUAACAUGAAACUAUCCAGGCAUGCCGACUGCAUGCAAGUGAGAGCUUUGCUCAAGAAAGAUUACCUCGCGCGGAUACGUCAACCAUGGAUGACCAUCGUGCAGUAUCUAUGGCCCUGCCUGAUCUUUACCGCUAUGUACAUUCUGCGGGACCGAUUCCAGGCGGUAGAGAUAGGUGAUUGUCAGUUUCCGACACGGAAUCUACAAGCGAACGGCAUCCUGCCUUUCUUCCAAUCUUACAUUUGCACGUUCGAGAACGAGUGCACUGACGCGAAGAAGUACGCUGAGACGGAGGACUUUCCCGAUGCACCCAUAACGCCCGUGGUCAACAUCGUCCAGAUCAUCCUGGACAACGAGGCGCUCUACGAGGCAGUUGUUAAGCUUCCGGAAGAUCGAAAUUUCAUCGCCAGCGUCACGACGAUCGUAACUCAUCAGAAGUUCAAGGAAAUUGAGCGCAAUGGCGAUCGGUUGGUUAAGAUGCUGCCCGACAUUCGGAAACGGAUCGGUGAUAAGUUCGACAUUACGCAGCUGUUCUCUGACGAUAAGACAUUCUCGAAGUCGGGUAACAUUCUUUGCGGACGGCCGUUUCCGCGUAGUGACAACAUCCGCUUCGUGGAAAAGAUUCUGUACAGCACGGACUACGCUGGGGCGGACAAGGACGAGCUGGAUGUGAUGCCAACGCCUUACUGCAAGCAGCUGUAUCUGGACGUGACGAAUACGAACAAUGGCAAAAUUACGUGGCGGUUUCUUAAGCCGAUCCUCCAGGGCAAGAUAUUGUAUGGUCCGGCAAGCGAACGGAAUGAUGAAAUUAUGAAGUUUGCCAAUCAAACGUUCGCUGACAUGGGACGAUUGCGCGAUUUCUUCCGUGCCCUUGAUACCACGCUUUAUCUCCUGCGAACCGAGGAAGAAGUGCGCGAGAGCUUCCAGAGUUUGAUCGAUCUGGCGAAAAGCCCGCUGGUGCAGAUGAUCGCCGGAGGAAACGUCAAUAUUGAGCUGAUCGAGGGUAUGCUCAAUGGCAUCCUGCAUGAUGCCGAAGUCGCGAAGGCGAUAAAUACCAUCGCCAACAUUUUCGACUGCUUCUCGGCCGAUCGCUUCAUUCCCGUCGUCAAUGAGCGAGCUCUGGAAGAUCGUGCGUUCGAGCUCAACCGCAAGAAGUUGUUUUUGGCGGGUGUUUACUUCGAGAACAGCACGAUGGAGCACGAGCUGACGUACAAGAUCCGCAUGCGCACGGACGACACACCGAUUACGGUGGAGAAUCGGCACCGUUUUUGGUUCCCGGGACCGGAGGCGAGCUUUGAGCUCGAUAUGCGCUACCAUCGCGGGUUCAUACAGAUUCAACAUGCUGUCGAUAUGGGUAUUAUCCGCCAAAGCAAAAAAGAAAAGGUGACCAAAGAUCGUGCCACCAACACGGAAGGAUCUUCGCCCUUCGGAGGUGAGCUGGAGCUAGAUGAUGAGCUAGAUCGGGACGAAGAUGGGGACGAUGACACCGAAGACAAAAGCACGGAAACUGACAGUGAUGAGGACACGGACAAAUCGACUGCUUCUCCAGCGCCGGAUGCGGAAACUACAACCGAAAACUUAUCCUUGCUUUUUGAGGGCUUGAGCAAACGAUUGAAUGUCUCUCAGGAUGUGUUGGAUCGGUUCGGCGGUGGCAGCAACAAUAGUGCGCUCGAGGAUUUUCUCGACUUCAAAGAUGAAGACGAUGAUGGCGCUAAUUCUGAAGCACCACCAACCACAACCAAUGCACCCACUUCCACUGUGAGGCGAAACAAAAGACAAUCUCUGCUUGAUCUGUUUUUUGGAGCCGGCAAGAAGAAGUCUUCGGACGAGAUCGAGUACAAGGUGGCCAAUGAGAAGUUCUACACCAAACAGUUCCCAUAUCCAAAGUACACGAGAGAUGAUUUUAAAAAGGGACUUUAUCUGGCGCAAUUCAUCCAAUUGGCGUACUUUGUAGCGCUGAUCGUGCACGUCGCUUCGGCGGUACGACAAAGAAUCUGGAUGAAGGAGAGCGGCAACUCGAUGCUAAUGCGCUCGAUGGGUCUUAAAUCGAGCUCGGAGACCGUUUCGUGGGUCAUCACUACGUUCAUCGAGAUCAGCAUCGUGUUACUGAUUGGGCUAAUCAUUCUAUACACCGGUGGCCUUUUGGUGUUCUCCAGUAAAGUCUUCUUGGUUUGCUACUUGGUUGUGUUUGGUAUUUGCAUGAUCGCAUUCUGCUACAUGUGCUCGAUGUUCUUCAACUCGGCCAGCAUUGGUUCCGUGUCGUGCGUGAUACUGUUUCUGAUAACAUUCCUCCCGUACAUCAUAAUUAUCUCACUCGGGACGACACUGUCCGCGGUUGGGAAAUUUGUUGCCAAUCUUUCCUUUUCAACGGCUUUCUGUUACGCCUGGCGUCAUGUGAUGCGCAUGGAGCUGCAGCAUCGGGGAGCGAGUUUCUCCAACGCCUUCCAAGGCCCUAUCGCGACCAAUGAUCUCAAGUAUGGCAUUCUGAUGAUCGUUCUCGAUGCCGUUCUGUACUUCGCUGUAGGAUACAUAUUUCAAUGUUUUAAGAAAGAUGACACAACAUUCCACACGGUAAAGCGCAUCAAGCUGGACAAUAGUAUUGGUGCAGAUCUGAGGAACGUAGACGUGAAGUACGUUAACGGCGGCAAGAAAGUGUUGAGUGACGUUUCGAUUACAUUCCGUCGUGACGAAGUUACCUGCCUGCUAGGUCGGAACGGUGCCGGCAAGAGCACUAUCAUAAAACUACUUACUGGGCAGAUUUUGCCCACCGUGGGCGAUGUUCAUCUCCCAUUGGAUUAUGAUUUCAUUUCCGGUAUAAGAAACAAUGCGGAAAAAACCGGUCUGUGCCCGCAGAACGACGUGCUGAUACCGAAUCUCACCGCAAAGGAGCAUCUGCAGCUGUAUGCAAGGAUCAAGCUCACCCGCGGCUUCGAUACGGAAGUCUCACGGACGCUGGAGAACCUGAAGAUGGGACCGUACCAGCAUUACCGAGCGUCAGACCUAUCGGGAGGCUUCAAACGUCGUUUGUGCAUCGCGAUCGCAUUCCUUGGUUCACCCAACCUUGUUAUUCUGGACGAACCGUGCAGUAGUGUGGACACAAAAGCUCGUAAAUACAUCUGGGAGUUGAUUCAGACACUGCGGAAGGAUCGAGCGGUUAUUCUGGCAACGCAUCAUCUGGAUGAGGCUGAAUGUUUGAGCGACAAGAUCAUCAUGCUGGAGGAUGGUAAAGCAAUAUUGGAGCAAUCGCAAGAGGAGCUUAAGAAGCGGUUCACCAACACGAUUUAUGUAAAGAUCUCGCUGAAACCCCAACAGGAUAUCGAGCGCACUGUCCUUAUUGCCGGACUUACCAAGUUGCUAGACGGAACUCCAGAUGUACGAUACGAAAUGAGCGCUACACUCCACAAGCUGGAUUUUAAAAUCGCUUCUUCGACUAACGACAAUAAGGUGUUGAACAUUGAGCCUCUGUUAGAGCAUAUGUCUCAGUUGAAAGCUGGAAAGCAGAUCGAUUCGUUCGAAGUUCGUAAUGAGAACCUGCUCAACAUCUUCAAUACGGUCAACGCGAACGAUCCCACACCUUCAGAUCCAAUUCUACACAACGGAAACGGGAACGGGACACCUCACAUUCCAAAUGGUAGCCAUGGACCAAAAGCAAGCGAAACUCAGGCUAGCACGUUAUCGGUUAUGGUUUCAUUGUUCCAAAAACGUAUGCGACAUUUCCGGCGGAACUUCCGGUUGCUGGUUUGCCUGCUGGUUUUACCCACCAUCUUCGAGAUCAUCGCGAUGGGUUUCAUGACCAUCCGCCCGCCAGGCGAGUACGACCAGAUGGUCAACUUCUCCACUGCGCUCUAUCCAGGGGCAACGGAAUUCUACACUAACGUCACCGACGAUAAUGAGUAUCAGAGCAUGAUUGAGAACGACCUUCUCGGCCAUUGCUCGGGUGAUGUAUGUUCCUUGUUCAAUACGUCCUUGGAUGCCUACCGGUGGAUACUGGCCACCACGGAUGAGUAUGCGGAGCGACGAUACGGAGGCAUCACGAUCAAUAAGGAGAAAAACGUCGUCUGGUACAACAACAAAGGCUACCAUUCUAUGCCGACCUGGCUGAACAUGCUCGAUACGGCCGUGUUGCGGGCGGAACUGGAUGACCCUAGCUACUCGAUUCACACCAUAAACCACCCCUUGAAGAUCGAAGAGAACGAUCUCUCGAUAUCGUCGAUCUUGCAACAAGGGGCCGAUUCGGGUAUAUCGCUAAUCAUGUUGCUGGCCUUCAGUUUGGUCACUGCCGGGGCUUCGGUGUACAUCGUGAGCGAACGCAUACGAGGCGAAAAGCUGCAACAACGUCUGGCCGGUGUGAAUGUUUUUACCUACUGGAUCGUGACGUACAUCUGGGAUGCUCUGAUUUUCCUGAUCGCCGUUGGUCUUGCAGCGGUCGUUUUCAAAGCGUUCGCUAUACCGGUGUUUGUGGCGAAGGACCAGCUCAGUGGUGUCUGUCUGCUGCUAGUGUUCUAUGGCUUCGCAAGCAUACCAGCAGUACAUCUGUUCGAAAAACUAUUCACCGAUGCAAGCUUCGCUAAUAUGUCGUUGUUCUGUUUGAACGUGAUCACGGCCGUGGGCACGCUCACGACUAUCUUCCUGUUCGAUCUCCUCGGCAAAAGCGACCAGUCGGAGAACGUUAGAAAUUUCCUCAAUCGAGCUUUCCUCGUUCUACCACAGCACGCACUUGCCGAUGGUCUGAUCGAGUUGUCGAAGAACUUCAUCACGGCGGAGAUUUUCAAGCGUUAUUACAUUGACUCGUACAAGUCUCCCCUGUGGAGUGAUCUGCUGCAACCACACCUGAUUGCGCUUGUGGUGAUGGGAUUGAUCUUCAUGCUGCUGAACGUGGCGAUCGAGUUCAAAUUGAUACAGCGUUUGUACAACAGGAUAACGGGUGUGUCCGAACCGAAGGUGUACGAACUAAACGGUAUCGAUACGACCGACUACAGCACGGUGAUCAGUCGGGUGGAUGGGAAGAAGAAAUCUCUCACAUCUGAUCAGAUCCUUUCGGUGGAUAAUCUCAGAAAGCGAUAUCGCAACUGCGCUGGUGGUGGUGCUGCUAGUGGCCAGGAAGUGGUUAAAAAUGUGUCCUUUAAGCUGCACUACGGUGAAUGUUUCGGUUUGCUCGGCACAAACGGUGCUGGAAAAUCGACGAUAUUUUCCAUUCUUUCCGGAGAACUGCUGCCAUCGGGUGGUAGCUUCACGUUUUACAGCAAUCAUGGACCAUCGUACUGUCCGCAAAGUAACUUCCUGGAUCCCCUGCUAACGGUGGAGGAGGUGAUCGAGUUUUACGGCAAGCUACGGAACAUCGAAUCAAUCGACAAGCUGGUGAUUGAAACACUCAAGGAGUAUCACCUGGAACCGUAUCGGGGUGUGCUGGUCAAAAAUCUGAGCGGUGGCAAUCGCCGCAAGCUCUGUGUGGCCGUUGCAUGCUUCGGCCAGUCUGAAGUUAUCCUCAUGGAUGAACCGACGAGCGAUCUUGAUCCUGUGACACGCUCCAUCGUCUACAAUACGAUCGAGCGGCUGAACGCGCAGAACCGCUCGAUUCUGCUCACCUCACACAGCAUCUCCGAGAUUGAUCGGAUAUGCCAACGGAUAGCGAUCCUCAAGGAUGGUGAGCUGCUCACGGUGGAUACGCCGGAUCGACUGAAGGAACGCUUUGGCCGUAGCUACCAGGUGACACUGUAUCUGGAGGGCAUCCGGGAGGUGGAUUUCUUGCGCGUCAUCAAACGUGAAUUCGAUGUGACGAGGGAUAUCAUCCUGCACAAGAAUUCAGUCCAGUUCGUGUGCCAAGUGCAACAAGACAGGAGCGUACCUCGAGAGCAAAAUGGGAAAUCGCACAAGAACGGUCACAUCACGAUCGUGCUUAGUGAGAACGGAAACGGAGUGGUGCCCGGUAGCUCCGAAACCACACACACGGCCAGUGAACUUUUCCUCAAAGUACACCGUUUUGCUCAGGCGAACCAGCUGCGGUAUACGAUUUCACGAUGUCAGAUGGAUCAGAUAUUUGAAAACGUUCUGCAGAGCCACGAGGAAGACCACGCCAACGAGGGCUUCGUCGAAAGCUAGGGGUGAUCGGUUUAGGAUUUCCUUAUUGAUGUAAUAUAUAGUUACGGAUAGGAUUAAAAUUGGAUAUGUGAAAAGUAAUAAAAUGGUAGCGGUGAAUUUUGCACUGCAUA
Molecule: messenger RNA, 6944 nt
Organism: Anopheles nili
Lineage: Eukaryota; Metazoa; Arthropoda; Insecta; Diptera; Culicidae
Gene: ldd
Product: glucosylceramide transporter ABCA12
Exons: 16
Coding region: 742-6834 (2030 amino acids)
Biological process (GO): lipid transport; transmembrane transport
Cellular component (GO): intracellular membrane-bounded organelle; membrane
Molecular function (GO): ABC-type transporter activity; ATP binding; lipid carrier activity
Source: RefSeq, a predicted model, not a curated record